Orbicella faveolata is the source of this 1042-nucleotide messenger RNA. RefSeq lists its product as uncharacterized. NCBI's taxonomy places the organism in Eukaryota, Metazoa, Cnidaria, Anthozoa, Scleractinia, Merulinidae. The record is from RefSeq and is a predicted model, not a curated record.
CAGGCAAUAUCACCCAGGUCAACAGAUAGAAACUGAGAUUAAUUUAUCCUGCACGCUUCGACAGAUUAGAGUCUAAGGAGCUGAGGAAAAUGGUAUUUAACUCAAAAAAGCCUCUGAAAUUUUCCAAGUUUCUGAAGUCGAGAUGGUUGACAGAUGUGACAGAUCACAUGAUAAAGAAACCUAACAUAGUCGUGAAUAUCUCCAACAAAGACGCCAUUAUUUCGGGUCCGGAGCCUCGCAAAGUCUUACCUCCGCGCAAGUCGACCAUUUUACAAGGCGUGAGCAUUAUUAGUGCCGAGUCCCUUAUCCUCAUCAAAGUCCCGGAGGAAACCAACAUCGGUGGCAUGGUGCUAGAAGAUGGCUGGUGCCAGCUGACAGCACAAGACCCGACUUACCCGAAGGAUGUCCCGUUGUACAAAUCCCCUCAGUUUGAUGUUGGCUCGGUUGAAUUCGAUCCUUAUCUAGUGACUGGAUCAAAAGGAGGCGCUGUUAAGAAGUACAACAUCAAAGUCAAUGUGUGGUUUUGUCCAGCGAAAACCAACUGUGGCAUCCAUAACCACCACACGGUCCCAGAAAUGCUUGAGGUACACACACAGAUUUAUGGAACGGGAAGAAUGCAGAAGUUUCACGAGAAGGAGUUCAAGAGCAUCUAUGAAGAUGUAAUAAUGUGUCCUGGCUUCACUCAUGAGCCCUUCGCUGGCGUCAAGGAAAACGGCGACAUCUACUAUGGCUGGCAUCGGUAUUAUUCUGAUACCGAUUGCAUCUGGAUGGCAAUCGAGCAUCACCCGGCUUAAUUCGGGGAACACUUGGCAAUGUUCGGGGAUAACUCGGCUAUGUUCGGGAAUCACUCGUGUUAAACUCGUUAACAGUUAACAGUCAAAUUGAAACUUCUAAGCAGAAGAAUAACAAUAGACAUAUUUAUACAUAAAAUAAUUAUAUCAAGUGGUAGACCGUUAUAUAUCCGUGUUCGGCAACAAAGAAAUUUAUAUAUCUUGUAUAACCUGCGUAGAGGGAAGAAUAAACAUUUGUCCAGCUACUUUUC